AUGACGACUGCCUACGAUUUCCCCGAUUUGAACAUCUCACCCAUAUUUGGUGAAGAAGAAAGCGAUAAUGAAACAGCUGCACAGAAUCUAGCCAACGUGGACGUCCCCAUACAGGAUGUUUUGAAAGGAUUAUCAAUUUCGGAGAGUGAUCCGUCUAGAAACCUUUUAUCGAGUGAUCUAUCCAAUGGCGAGAGUGGUUCAGGUCUAGAACGCCGUUUAAUGUGGUCGUACGGCAAUCCACGAGUUGUUGAUUCUUUUGACUCGUCGUCUGAAGGAGCAUUUGCUGCACUUGAGUGUGAGAUGAAGCGUUCACUUUUCUCGGUCGCCGAGUCCUGUGAUAUCGCUGCUGAUCUACAAGAAUCUUUUUGUAGUAUUCUGAACGGCUGUCGCGUCAGUGUGGAAAUGGGGUGUUGCACCGAGUCGUCGGAAGAUGUCCGUUCUCGGCUUCGUCGUAUGGGAGCCGUUGUUUCACGGCGUUUCACAGAAACAACUACUCAUGUGGUGUUUUCCUCCGGAGGAAGAGCAGCAAUCUUGCGACGUGCUUUCGCCGCCCAGAAAAAGCCAUUUCUUGUUGAUCCUCGUUGGGUGUAUGAGUGCUUUCAUAAGCGGACUCGUGUACCAGAAGAGCCGUACUCCCUGUAUGACUGCCGCUUCUUAAUCAGUGCUCUUCGAAGGAGCUUGGACGCACGAUCUGCUGCUGAAAAUCUCGAGCUAUCUCACGGAGACGAAAAUGACGCGCAUAUCACAACUUCCAUUUUACAUGCUAAUGAAGCAGGUCCUCUGACACACAGUGCUCUACCUGAGGUUCCGGUCCGUGAAAAAAUCCUACGUCGACGCACUCAUUGUGCUUUUCCACUGGAAUAUCGUGAUCCAUCCUGUGUCGCGGUGCAAAUGAAGAAGAUGCCAUAUGUGGAAGGAUCAGACGAACUGACCUUGAUGUCAAUGCUGACACAGAAAAUAAAAGGCUCGAAAACUGUCACUGGACGACUUAAGCCUAAUUCACAGAACAAGUUGGCGAUAAGAGGAAAUGAUGGUGGAGCAGAAACUGCAGCCAGUGUGCGUUUAACGCAGAAAUGUCUCCGACCAAUUGAAAACAGUUCCGAAAUGGGAGGGCUUCUUGGUUUCAGAGCUCCUUCUUAUGGUGGGGCUUAUGGUCCGUUGGUUGAAACUGCAUCUUCGAUGAUAAAUGAUCUACAGUUGGCGUCGACUUCGGAAGAGUUUGUCAAGAAAAAGCAAUUUCCUACUACCGCUGCUAAAAGCAGAAAUGGUAUCGUAUUCACUGGAUUCUCAAGAGAAAGAGAAAGAGAAUUAAAUUCCACUGCCUCUGAAUUGCGCCUGAAAGUACAGGCAAAAAUCACCAAUAGAACAUAUUGUGUUAUAAGUGCGAAUGGAGAUCGCACUCUAAAUACCCUACGAGCUGUUGUGUCUGGUAUUCCUGUGGUGAAGUUGGAAUGGCUUGACGCUUGUGCUGAUGCGAACAAGUUCCUGCCGCUCGAUCGAUUCUAUCAUGAAAAAUGGCAGAAUUUAAUACAGAAGCGAGCAGAAUAUUGUCGUGUGUUUUCCGGAGUUGGAAAAAUUUUUGUAUGCGAUAGUUGUUCCCCUCCUACAGAUGACAUUGUGUGGAUGAUAAGACAAAGCGGAGGAGAGGUAACGAGUGAUCCAUGUGAGUGCGCUCUAGUUGUGGCUCCUCAUGAUCACUCCUUAGAAAUUUUGUGCUCGGAAGAUGUGGAAUUCCCUCCGCCUGUUGUCGUCGAGAAGUACAUCCUGGAUUGUAUCUGUGAGAACGAAAUACUAGAGUUUGACGGCUACAUGGAACAUGAUGUAGUGGAUGAAAUCUACUGA
Cooperia oncophora is the source of this 1842-nucleotide messenger RNA. Lineage: Eukaryota; Metazoa; Nematoda; Chromadorea; Rhabditida; Trichostrongylidae. The record is from the annotation of a GenBank genome assembly.